AUGAAUGUCGUACAGGGUUUACUGUCGGCUGUUACUCCGCUAUCCGAUGGUGAUUUUGCUGAUCGCCUUAACUACUGCGUAACCACCGUCGGCUUGGUAUUAACGUCCGCGUUCAUUUCUGGAUGGAGCUUCGUCGGCUCCCCCAUCCAAUGCUGGUUCCCAGCUUAUUACAAAGGAUGGUGGAUGGAAUACGCAUUAGAUUAUUGUUAUGUACAAAAUACGUAUUUUGUACCGAUGACGGACGUAAAAGUUCACAAUGCAUUCGAUUUUGCCAGUCAUAUGGUGGAAUUACCGACAAACUAUGCUGAACGAGAUGAAAAACAGAUUGGAUAUUACCAGUGGGUACCGUUUAUACUUGCCGCGCAAGCGAUAUUGUUCUAUUUGCCAGUAGUAAUUUGGCGAUCAAUUUAUGAAAGUUCUGGGUUCAAAGUGAAAGCAAUCUGCGAGACUUGCAACCCAUAA
Messenger RNA from Strongylus vulgaris, 462 nucleotides. The record is from the annotation of a GenBank genome assembly. NCBI's taxonomy places the organism in Eukaryota, Metazoa, Nematoda, Chromadorea, Rhabditida, Strongylidae.